CAUUUAUCAUAAUCCGUGGUUUUGUAGUCCGUUUACUAAGAUAUUAUUAUAUGCCGUGAGCCCGUUGUGUAUUCGAAGUAUACAAUAAUAAAAGAGUUUUUAAAAGAGCCCUAGUACAACUGUUGUUGUUACAGACUACCACUAUUAUUAUAAAUAGAUUAGUGGAUUAGCACUGAAUAGAUUAGUCUCAUGCUCUCGAAUUUCGACUCUCCGUGAUAUUAACUGUUUACUAGGUAUAUCAUGAUUCCUGAUACUCUCAUGGAAAAUUUGAAAUUAUGCUGCGUCCAUAGUAAUAUAGUUUCACGUUGGACGUUUAAUGUAUAAACUAUAAGAAAGCCACUGCCUUUGUCAAUUGUCAUUUAUCAUUCCUAUGGCUUAUGAUUGUGAGAAACGGUUAUUGAAACAAUUUCUGGAUGGGGUUGAAACAAAUGAACUAUGUAAAAUCGUCCGAUCCAUCUACCAUGGUGGUGGAAUAUCUGCAAAUACCAGAGAAGAUGCCGAAUUGUUACUAUUGUCUCAACCUGCUGUGCGGGUACUAUCCAAUAAAAAAGUACAAAUAACUACGUUGUUGAAGUUUUUAAUUUCAAAAGGUUUAAUACCUACUACUGAUAUGACCAAAGCAGAUUUGUGUUUGGCUUUUAAGUCAUUAAUCGAAAGUCAGCCAGACUAUAUCAGACCGCCAGUACAACCUAUUCAAAUGUCUGUCCCUAAUAAUAUGCUUGAAGUUUCUCAGAAUAACAAUAUGAUGCAUACUCAACCAUAUCAAGCAGCUGUCCAAAUGAUGCCUAUGCCAACACCAAUUACCAAUGCACUAGAACCCAAUACAAAAUCUCGGAAAGAUCGUGAUAAUGAAUUACUAGAAGAAUUUAUUGAAAUGUUUGCUAAACAUUUUUAUGAUUUAUUAAAUGAUCUUG
Acyrthosiphon pisum (pea aphid) is the source of this 914-nucleotide messenger RNA. RefSeq lists its product as uncharacterized. The record is from RefSeq and is a predicted model, not a curated record. NCBI's taxonomy places the organism in Eukaryota, Metazoa, Arthropoda, Insecta, Hemiptera, Aphididae.